AGAGACGAGAGGGAAGUGCUCGCCUGGGGUCCUCAUGAGAUGAGUUCCCGAUCUUUUUCUUGGAUGAAAAUAUCCUGAGACGAAAGCGAGGAAAAAUAAUUUAAUCAGGAAAAUGGAGCUACGAUUGAUGUUAAUGGCGGUUCUGCUCUUCAUCUCGUCGGUAGGUACUGGAAUUGGAGAUGGAAUAGGUGAGGAUUACGUCCGGCCCAAGCCCCGGAAAGCCCUAACCUUUCCAUGGAAGCGGAGGCAGUCUUCGGAGCCCCAACAGGUUCACAUUUCUUUGGCUGGGGAAAAACACAUGAGAAUAUCAUGGAUCACUGAUGAUGAAUCUUCUCCUUCUAUUGUUAAAUAUGGAACUUCACCUGGAGAGUAUGCAUAUUCUUCUCAAGGAGAAAGCACAUCCUACAAUUACUUAUUCUAUAGUUCAGGGAAGAUACACCAUGUUGUCAUUGGACCUCUUGAAGAUGGCACAGUUUAUUAUUAUCAGUGUGGAGGACAAGAUCCAGAAUUCUAUCUUAAGACCCCACCCUCUCAAUUUCCAAUAACUUUUGCUGUAGUUGGCGAUCUUGGUCAGACAGGGUGGACAACAACAACUUUAGACCACAUUGCUCAGUGCAAGUAUGAUGUGCAACUUGUUCCAGGGGAUCUCUCAUAUGCUGAUUACCAGCAGCAUCUGUGGGAUUCUUUUGGUGAACUGCUGCAGCCACUUGCUAGUGCUAGACCAUGGAUGGUAACAGAAGGAAAUCAUGAGAAGGAGAAAAUAUUAUUGUUUGAAGCUGGAUUUCAAGCAUAUAAUGCCCGGUGGAAGAUGCCUUAUGCAGAGAGUGGAUCCGCAUCAAACCUGUAUUACUCUUUUGAAGUAGCAGGAGUUCAUGUUAUUAUGCUUGGUUCUUAUACAGAGUAUGAUAAGAACUCAGAUCAGUAUGCCUGGCUUAAGGCUGAUCUUGCUAAGGUAGACAGAGAAAAGACACCAUGGUUGCUCGUGUUAUUGCAUGCACCAUGGUAUAACAGCAACUGGGCUCAUCAAGGUGAAGGGGAUGGCAUGAUGGCUGCAAUCGAACCAUUGCUUUAUGCUGCUGGCGUAGAUAUUCUUCUUGCUGGACAUGUGCAUGCAUAUGAACGUUCGGAACGUGUUUACAAUGGCGGCUUAGACCCUUGCGGAGCUGUACACAUAACGAUUGGAGAUGGAGGUAACAGGGAGGGUCUGGCUCAAAGGUAUCUUCACCCAAAGCCGGAGUGGUCAGCUUUCCGUGAAGCAAGUUUCGGUCAUGGUGAGCUGAAGAUCAUAAAUUCAACCCAUGCUUUUUGGAGUUGGCACAGGAACGAUGAUGAUGAAAUGGUAAAAUCAGAUCGAGUCUGGAUCACCUCAUUAGCAAGUUCUGGAUGCUUUGCCGAUACGAAGCCGGAGCACAGGAGGAUUCUGAUGGCUCCUUAAGUCAGGAACUUGAAGCAAUUCCACCCCAAGGAUCUGCUAUCCCAGAUAAUGUAUAGUCAUAUAAAUAUGAUGUGCCUGGUGUUCUGCAACAUGAUGAGAUGCCUGAGGAAAGGGGUUUCAGCUAACUCAACAAGGAUUAUGUCCCAGAAGCGCUUCCGGCACCAGUAAGUCCUACCAAAUAUCAUUUGUAGUUCCAGCACUAACAUGUACAAAGCCCUUUGACUUGAUGCUGAUGGGAGUAUGAAAUGCAGCAGUAGCGGGGUUGGAGCCUGUACUUGUUUGCAUAAGCUCUAAUUUCUUAGCUAAUGCAAGAACUCUCAGAGUUAGAUGCAGCAGAGAAGAAACUAAAAUAUUGAAAAUAGAAAUUUUGGUUAUCCCAUUGC
Phoenix dactylifera (date palm) is the source of this 1818-nucleotide messenger RNA. Its product is annotated as purple acid phosphatase 18-like. Gene Ontology annotation, molecular function: metal ion binding; acid phosphatase activity. The record is from RefSeq and is a predicted model, not a curated record. Lineage: Eukaryota; Viridiplantae; Streptophyta; Magnoliopsida; Arecales; Arecaceae.